GGUUGCAGACGGACAAGCGGACUAGUGGCUGACAGGAUACCGCUGAGUAACGACGCAAUUUUCGUGAAAAGACUUCGAUUCCUUAGCACGAAAACAGGAAAGAGUAUUACAUCUGAGUUCCUUCAUACAUUAUCGUGAAUUCGUUAUCACAACUGUGCAACAACAUGACACCAACAGUGAAGCUUAAUAAUAAUUACGAUUUUCCUGUUAUUGGACUCGGGACAUACAAUGCUGGUAAAGAAGGCGAGGUAGAGCAAGUCGUGAAAGAUGCUAUCGACGUGGGGUAUCGCCACAUUGAUGGAGCAAUGGUAUACGAAAACGAAAAGGAAGUUGGAGCAGCAAUCAAUGCCAAAAUCGCGGAGGGCGUCAUUAAGAGAGAGGACAUUUUUGUCACCAGUAAGCUGUGGAACACAUAUCAUAAGCCCGAACUGGUACAACAAGGUUUAAGGAAAACGCUGGCAGACCUGGGACUCAAGUACCUGGACCUGUAUCUCAUGCACUGGCCAUUUGCAUUUAAGGAAGGAGAAGUUCUGAUGCCAAAAGACGAAAACGGCCAAUUGAUACCUAGCGAUGUGGACUAUGUGGACACAUGGAAGGAGAUGGAGGAGUGUGUGAAGUCAGGUCUUACCAAGAGCAUUGGUCUGUCAAACUUCAACAGUGAACAGAUACAGCGAGUGCUGGACAUUGCUACCAUCAAACCAGUUGUCAACCAGGUUGAGUGCCACCCAUACCUGAACCAAAGCAAGCUGAUUGCCUUCUGUAAGGAGCGGGGGAUUGUGAUAACGGCCUACUGUCCCCUGGGUAGCCCCAACAGCAUUGCUAGAGCAGAUUUUCCUGCACCUCUUAAAGAUCCGACACUACAAGAAAUUGCCAAGAAACAUGGAAAGAGUGUAGCUCAAAUUAUUCUCAGAUAUCUGAUCCAACAUGGUACAGUACCAAUUCCCAAGUCGUCUAACAAGAGGCGUCUCCAGGAGAAUAUCGGCGUGUUCAACUUCGAAUUGAGUGAGCAAGAGGUCGCUUCUAUCGAUGCCCUGAAUAGGAACGCCAGAAUUUGUGUCUUUGCCGAAUACCAUAAGCUGUACCCAUUCAACGUCGAAUUCUGAAGAAGGAAGAGCCGAAAAUAUCAAUUUUGCAUCAACAGUGAAACUUUAUGUUGUGCAUCUUGUUGUGUAUGUGGUGUUACAAUUUUUUACCGUCACAUAACAGCGUAUGAUUAAUUAUUGUAUAACAAAACGAUUGAAAUCGAGUGAAAUUGAAUCAGUGUUUAUUAUAUUGACCACACAACAUGUUCAGGUCUCUGCUGACCAUCAUUACGUGUGUAUGAACAAAAACAGUAAAUAUAUAAAGUUCAUGCUGAAUUAAAUCAUAAAAGUUGAUCCUUUUUUUUUUGCAACAUCUUAGAUUAUAAGUUGUGUAAAUGUUUAGGAGUGAAUAUAAGAAAAUAUAUUUGUAAUGUUAUACAAUUAUUAUGGUUAUUAUUACAAUUAGUACAGUGUUUGUGUAUAAUGGAAUUAAAUUCAUCUACACUGUGCUCUGUCUGUAAUUGGCCUUGCGGCUGUUGACAUGGCACAUAAAUAAUAAAGAAUUGA
Molecule: messenger RNA, 1589 nt
Organism: Cryptotermes secundus
Lineage: Eukaryota; Metazoa; Arthropoda; Insecta; Blattodea; Kalotermitidae
Product: 1,5-anhydro-D-fructose reductase
Exons: 7
Coding region: 165-1103 (312 amino acids)
Cellular component (GO): cytosol
Molecular function (GO): aldose reductase (NADPH) activity
Source: RefSeq, a predicted model, not a curated record